Sesamum indicum (sesame) is the source of this 2031-nucleotide messenger RNA. RefSeq names its product Pectinacetylesterase family protein. NCBI's taxonomy places the organism in Eukaryota, Viridiplantae, Streptophyta, Magnoliopsida, Lamiales, Pedaliaceae. Gene Ontology annotation, molecular function: hydrolase activity. The record is from RefSeq and is a predicted model, not a curated record.
CCAUAACUAAUAAUUCCAUUUAUCACAUUCUGGUUUUUCCUUUCCCUCCUCACUCCUCUCUCUCUCUCUUCUCUUCUCUUCAUCUCAUCUGCAUUCACACUAUUUCAUCCUCUCCAAUUCAAACCCUUUAUUCCUCUUUUUCAAUCUGGGCUCUCCAAUUCAUUAAUUCAUUUCUUCAUCUGCUCACUCAAGAAUUCCUGGGAUUCCUUACCUUCCUAACACACUCGUCUUUGGAUACGCAAUUCAUCCAAGUGCCUGCACAAAGCAGAUUUACAUUAACUUUUCCGUGAUUGUUUUCAUAAUUUCAUCUAACUUCUUACGGAUUUCUCGCAAGAUCCAGACCCCUCUCUCUCUCUCUCUUUCUCUAUAUAUAUAUGUGUGUAGUCUUUCUUCGUCUACAAUGAAACGUUUUCAGUAGCUACUUUCGGGUCGGGAAGUGGAAAUGAAUGCAAACGCAAUGGGAGCUGCAAUAAGCUUACUGAUACUGCUAACAUGCGCGCCGCGGAGCAUUUACUCGCAGGAGCGGCGUCUGGUGAAAAUGACUCUCGUUCGAAACGCUUCGUCGAUCGGGGCAUAUUGCUUGGACGGAAGUCUGCCGGCGUAUCAUUUGGACAGAGGAUUCGGGGCGGGAGCGCGCAACUGGCUUCUGCAGUUUGAGGGUGGUGGGUGGUGCAACGACGUCAAAUCCUGCUUGGAGAGAGCCGCCACUCGCCGUGGAUCUACUCGUUACAUGAGCAAGGUUGAGGUCUUCUCUGGCAUUUUAAGCAACAAUGCCUCACUCAACCCCGAUUUUUACAACUGGAACCGAGUAAAGCUAAGAUACUGCGAUGGCGCCUCGUUUGCUGGCGAUGCUAAGUUCCAGAAUGGAACAUCAUUGCUUUAUUUCAGAGGGCAAAGAAUUUGGCAAGCCAUUAUUCUUGAUCUUCUCCCAAAAGGCUUGGGCCAAGCGAAGAAGGCUUUGCUUUCUGGUUGCUCUGCUGGUGGUUUGGCUACUUUUCUUCAUUGUGACAAUUUCACCAGUUAUUUGCCCAAAAAUGCUAGUGUAAAAUGCUUGAGUGAUGCUGGAUUUUUUCUGGAUGCCAGGGACAUAAGUCUGAACCACUCCAUGAGGUAUUUCUACAACAGCCUCGUUACCCUGCAGGGUGCGGAAAAGAACCUGAACAAAAAUUGCACAAGUUCUCCUUUUCCUGAACAAUGUUUCUUCCCCCAGUAUGCAUUACCGUAUAUCAAAACACCCUUUUUCAUCUUGAACUCAGCCUAUGAUGUGUACCAAUUUCAUCACAUAUUGGUGCCUCCUGCUGCUGAUCCUCAUGGGCAUUGGUAUCACUGCAAGCUUAAUCCUUCAGCUUGUAAUGUGGUCCAGAUAAAUACUUUGCAAGGAUUCCGAAAAUACAUGCUUGAAACAUUGCGGCCUUUCUUUGUUAACUCAACUAGAGGAGGGAUGUUCAUAAAUUCUUGCUUUGCUCAUUGCCAAAGUGAAUUGCAAGAUACUUGGUUUGCUCCUGACUCUCCCAGAGUGAACAAUAAGACCAUCUCAGAAGCUGUUGGUGAUUGGUACUUUGGGAGAAAAGUGAGCAAGGAGAUUGACUGUGCAUAUCCUUGUGACAAUACUUGCCAUAACUUGAUAGGCUGACAUUGAAAUUCAGUGCAGAGAUUCUGGACAAUUAUACAGGUUAGAAGCAUAGAAGGAUAUUCUUUUAACAGAGGUUUUCACUUCUCCAAGGAUGCAGCUGGAAACUUGCUGGAAAAAUAAAAGGUCCCAAGAAAGUAUAGAAAGAAAAUCCAAAAUUUAGGCCUUUCUAGGUUUACAAAUGCUACAGAUCAUUGGAGCAACAAUGUUUGACGUGCUACACGAAAUUUGGCAAUACAUACAUAGUGUUUGAAGAAGCUUUGAUCCUCUGGAUAGUAACAGUAAUAGUUUCACCUCUUCUUUGUUGGGCAAAUGAUGUUAGAAACUUUUACUUGUUAUCUUACAGAAUCUAUGUUUGGAGUUGGAUCUGUAAGGCUGUGUUGAUGUUAAUUCAAACUGAA